Molecule: messenger RNA, 4678 nt
Organism: Eruca vesicaria subsp. sativa (arugula)
Lineage: Eukaryota; Viridiplantae; Streptophyta; Magnoliopsida; Brassicales; Brassicaceae
Source: the annotation of a GenBank genome assembly
GCUGUUUUUUUCUUCUCUCUUUCUCGGUGGCGAAAGAGAGAAUGGGGUUAGAGGAGGAUGAUUUCGUAUUCCACGGGACGCCGAUAGAGCGCGAGGACGAAAUCGCUAGCCGGAAGAAGAAAGCCGUCGCGGGAGCUUCUGGAACCCUAAAAACCCUCCCUGCUUGGAAACAAGAGGUGACUGAUGAAGAAGGCAGGAGAAGGUUUCAUGGAGCAUUUACUGGUGGAUAUUCUGCUGGGUAUUACAAUACAGUUGGGUCAAAAGAGGGAUGGGCUCCACAGUCAUUUACGUCAUCAAGGAAGAACAGAGCUGGAGCGAGACAGCAGAGUAUUUCUGAUUUUCUAGAUGAAGAUGAGAAGGCGGAGUUUGAGGGCCAAUCACUGUCUGCGAGCUCACAAUUUGACACGUUUGGAUUUACAGCAGCCGAACAUUCUCGCAAGCAAGCUGAGAAAGAACAGCAUGAAAGGCCAUCAGCGAUUCCUGGCCCAGUUCAUGACGAACUUAUUGCUCCAGCCCCGGAAUCAAUUGGUGUCAAACUUUUGUUAAAGAUGGGAUGGCGGCGUGGUCAUUCAAUAAAGGAUGUGCGUGCUAGUUCAGAUGCUCGUAGGGAAGCUAGAAAAGCAUUCUUAGCCUUCUCCGCUGAUGAGAACACUAAGGAAUCUUCGGACUCACAGGUUUUGGAGACUGAAGCGGAAACUUCUCUGGGUCCACAGUUCAGUGAAGAUAUUAAAUUUUCUGAAACCACACCUGUGUAUGUUCUCAAUCCAAAGCAGGAUCUGCAUGGUUUAGGAUAUGAUCCUUUUAAGCAUGCUCCUGAGUUUAGAGAAAACAAAAGAUCUCGCUUGUCUGCCAGUAAGGAGGCUGGCUACAGAAAACCUUUGUCUAUGAAGGAAAGUCUUUUUGGACCAAAAUCAGGAAAGCUUGCUCCUGGUUUUGGCAUUGGCGCACUUGAGGAGCUUGAUGUCGAGGAUGAAGAUGUCUAUGCUGGAUAUGACUUUGACCAGACUUAUGUCAUAGAAGAUGAACAGCCACCAAGACCGAGCCAUGACAAUACACUUAGGUUAACCUCAAAAGAGCAUAACGUUCUACCUGGUUUUGGAGCUGCUUCCAAUUCUGACUACAGUGUAGAAAGAUUUGAUCCUCCGAAAAUCCCAAAGGACUUUGUGGCCCGGCAUAAAUUUCCUGGUCCUCGGGAGGCUGAAACUAAGCCAACUGCUUCCGCGCCUCCAGAUGUUCCUCCCCCAGAAGAUAAGAGUCUGAAACUUCUGAUCGAUGGAUUUGCAACAUUUGUUUCCCGCUGCGGGAAACUGUACGAGGAUCUUUCUAGAGAGAAAAACGAAUCAAAUCAGUUGUUUGAUUUUCUUCGGGGAGGUAGCGGUCAUGAUUACUAUGCAAGAAGGCUGUGGGAAGAGCAACAAAAGCGCGGUGAUCAAAGUAAUAUAAAAUUAGACGUUAAGGUCCCUCCAAGCGUGCAGAAAAUGACUGCAGAAACGCGUGGUAGCUUAUUAGGGGAAAGGCCGUUGCAAAAAAGUGUUAAAGAAACUGAGACUUCUGCUUCUUCUGGAGGGUCAUUCCAGUUCCCGACCAACCUCUCUGACACAUUCACCAAAUCAGCUUCCUCUCAAGAGGCAGCAGAUGCCGUCAAGCCUUUCAAAGAUGACCCGGCAAAACAAGAAAGAUUUGAGCAGUUUCUCAAGGAGAAAUACAAAGGAGGGUUACGUACAACAGAUUCCAACAGAUUCAACAGCAUGUCGGAGUCAGCUCGUGCUCAAGAAAGGUUGGACUUUGAGGCUGCAGCUGAGGCAAUUGAGAAGGGAAAAGCUUACAAGGAGGUCAGGCGUGCUACUGAACGGCCUAUCGACUUUCUUGCCGGAGGGCUGCAGUUUACUUCUGGUGGAACAGAGCAAAUUAAAGACACUGUAGUAGACAUGAAAACAAAUAAGACAUACCCUAAAAGGGAGGAGUUUCAAUGGCGUCCUGCGUCUCUUCUGUGCAAACGUUUUGAUCUUCCUGAUCCUUUCAUGGGAAAGCCGGCAGCUGCUCCGCGAGCAAGAAACAAAAUGGAUUCUCUCCUAUUCUUGCCGGAUACAGUGAAAGCUGCAUCUGGAUCGGGAGCACUCCAAGGCUCUGAUCUACAAGAACUUAAGAAAGAGCCUGAAGUCGAGGUAGAAGUGGAGAAUGUGGAGAGACCUGUUGAUCUUUACAAGGCCAUUUUCUCUGAUGAUUCUGAAGAUGAUGAAGAAGAACAACCUAUGAAUGGAAAGACACAAGAUGGUCAAGAAAAGAAGAAUGAAGCAGCUGCAACAACAUUAAACCGACUUAUAGCUGGUGAUUUUCUAGAAUCUCUAGGGAAAGAACUUGGUUUCGAAGUACCUUCUGAUGCCCCAUACCCGGAAGGAACCAAGCCAAUGGAAGCAGAGAACAAGCCCAAAGCCAAAUCAGAUGCAUCUACUGAGAGAAGACUUGGAUUGAAAGAGAAAUCAGAGGAGAAGACGAGCAGCCACAAACUCGUGUCUGAAGAAGAAAAGAAUAUACAAAAAAGAGAGAAGUCGCCAAGAAACCGGAGUGGUGGAAAUGAUCUAUCUUCGAGUGAAUCCUCAGGAGAUGAACGGAGGAGAAAACGUUCCAAGAAGGAUAGGCAUAGAAAAUAUGAUACAGAGAGCGAUUCGUCCAGUGGCCACCACAACUGGGAUAAGCAUGACUCAAGAUCAAGAAGAAAGCGGAGAGAAUCUUCAAGAGAGAAGAGAAGUAGUAGCCACAAGAAGCAUUCAAAGCAUCACAAGACCAAGGAUUCCUCUUCUUCACGAUACAGCGGAGACGAAGAACGGAGAGAGUCAAGGCGGGAGAAGCGGAGGCGAAGAGACUGAACCAAAGCUAUUUGCUGGCUUUAACUUGGGAAGAAUCAGUGAGCACUUGCAUACAUCUUUUUUGUGAAAACCAGAAACACCAUAGAAUCGAGUUAUGCAAUGAAAGAUUCUGUAGACAUACCACUGUCUCAAUGGUCAGGUGUUAUCAAAUGAUGAGCUUAGUUUAUCAUAUGAUACAGUUGGGUAACUUGGGUUCAGCGAAUCCUUAUGAGGUAGACGAUAAUUAUAUGGUCUUUUGGCUUUAUUAUUGUUAAAACAAUUGUUAACUCUUGUUUAGCCAUUUAUUUAUUAGACUUGUAUUGUUGAUCAACCUUCAGUUGCAUACGUGUCUGUAGAUUGUAGGAACAAAGUUACUACAGUUAAAAUUACUGAUUAAGCUAAGUAGUACAUCACAUUUUUAAAGCGGCUAAACAUUGGAUUUUUCCUAAAGCUUCUACUCUCUCUUGAGAGUUUUGAAUCAACUACACAACACAAAACGCGAAUCUAGAAAGGAGGGUAAAGACUCCUCGGCGCCGCUAAAUCCUGCCUUGCGUUUCAUUGGGAAGAAGUCUCCAAAACGGCACGAGAGGUCUCCAAAACGCCUUGACCGCCAACAUAGUGACUCCGACAAACAGGCAUAUAAACCAAACCAUAAUAAAGUGAACUGAACUAAACUUAAACCAAAUUAAACUAAAUCCAAACCAAACUCCAACCGAAACAACUUCGGUUUUGAUUGGGUUGAGUUUUAUAAAACCCAAAUUAACCAAACUAAACUGAUAUUUAAACCGAUAUGCCCACCCUUUUUAAGCAACCUUGACUUAACUAUGUGUAAGGAAGGAUGUCUGUCGGAAAAAAGUUCUAUAAUCAAAAUCACUGAUUAAUCUAAGUAGUACAACUAAAACACUGAUUCUUUUCCAAAGCCUCUACACUCUCUAGCGAGUUUAGAAUCAACUACACAACACUAAAACGCGAAUCAAAACGGAGGAGAGACACUCGUCACCGCCGCCGCCAAAUCCUGCGUUCCGUUUCGCUGCGAAGUAGAACUCUCCAAAACGCCCCUCGCGGUCUCCAAAACGCCUUGACCGCCUCCCACAUAAUGCCUCCGACAAACAGGCAUAUAAACCUCGGCUCCACCAAUCAACUCCCUAACUCUCUCCCCACUCUUCCUCAACGUAAACAAACCCUUCCCCCCACAAACCCCACACCUCGACGCCAGCUUCGUAACCGUAUCCGCAACCGGAACCAAAUCCAGAACCGAACCAAACCUCCUCCUCAUAAAAUCCCCAUCCAACCCCGCCACAAUUACCGUCUUACCCUCCUCAUCAGCCGCCACGCGGCAAAACUCGUACAGAUCCUCGUCCCCGAAGAACUGCGCCUCGUCGAUCCCGAUCACCUCCAACCGAUUCCUAUACGCGUCGUAACCGAAUCGGCCUUUGAAGGAGGUUAGAUCCGGUAGAGACCAGCAAGGGAACUUCUCUCCGUCGUGAGUGACGAUCGAUUCCGUGGAGUAACGGUCGUCUUUAUCCGAUUUGAUUACGGCGACGUGCUUGCCGGAUUCUCUCUCGGAGAGGAUUCGGCGGAGGAGGGUUGUGGUUUUGCCGGAGAACAUUGGUCCGACGACGACGUGUAUCUCCCCGGAGGGAUUUGAUGAGGCCUCUGUAUGUGAUUUCCGGUUUGAGACUGAGGGAUGAUGCGAAUUAGUGGAGAGUUUAUUGAGAGAGAAGGAGGAAGUGGUGAGAGGGUGGCGAGAUGUGAGGAGAGGUCUGGAGAAGAGGGAGGGUUUAGGGAAGUGAAGAGAGAAGAGAGGAGGAAGGGAGGGAGAGAUUAGUGUU